AUCGAGGAGAAAGAAUUUAAGUAUAGACAGCUUAUACACAAUGGGUGAUAAUAAUGAAUAUAAUCCAGUACUCACGCGACCAAAUCGCUUAGAAUUGUUUACAUAUGUGGAAUGUGAAAAGAUUUUAAAUAAUUUGCUAGCCGAUACCCAGCAGACGGGUAAACUUGUCGAGUUCAAAAUUGUUCCAGCCACUGAGCAUGUCGGCUUCCUGGGAGAGUAUUUUCACUUGUAUUUAACAUAUCAGGUGGAAAAUGAGACGGAAGAAAAGUCGACCCGUCUGUUUGUUAAAUCGGUGAUAUUCAAAAAUGCAGAUAUGAGUUACUACAUGGAGAAGAUGGGCAUUUUGCAGAAAGAGGUUCAUCUCUAUGAACAGCUCAUCAAUAAGCUCAAAUCCUUUUCUAAGCAUAUCUGGUGUGGCAAAUGUUAUUUCACACGCGAUGAUCUGUUUGUGAUGCAAAAUGUUGAAGAUCUGGGCUAUGCACCUCUCUCAUUGGCAACCCGUUUCCUUGACGAAGAGCAUUUGAAGCCUUUACUGAAAGCCCUGGCCAUCCUUCAUGCCAGUAGUGUGGCAUAUGAAAGAAAGAAUAAAGUCAGCAUUGGCGUGGAGUUGAGAGAAUGGCUCAAGGAAAAGUCUAUUGAUCCGGAUGUGGAAUGGUGUACAACAGGUCUCGAUGCUGUUCUCGCGGUGACUGCCACACAUCCCAAAAUUCGCAACGAUGCUCAGGCACAGGAAUAUGUAGUCAAUGAACUGCCUCGUGUUCUUGAUAAUGUCUACUAUAUGGUCAACUCCUCACCUCUGCAUCGAAAUGUUUUUCUUCACCGCGAUGCUUGGAGUGCUAAUGUAUUCUAUCAUAAGACACGACCAUUUGAGGAAAGCUGUGUCCUGGUAGAUUUCCAACUCUGUCGAUAUGGGCCACCUGCCUUGGAUUUCCUCAUGGCAACCUAUCUAAAUGCAGAACCCUCGAACCGCAAGAAAAUGAUGGGCCGAAUGAUUACACAAUACUAUAAUAGUUUGUCCGGCGAACUAAAAGAUUUGGGAAUUAAUGCCGAAAAGGAGCAGCUAAGUCGCCAAGAGUUCGAACAAUCCCUGAAAGAUUUUGCUCUCUUUGGCGCCACAUAUAAUUGCAUAGCUGCCACCAUUCUCCAUUUACCUGAUAACUAUCUAAAGAAGCUUAAAGAAGAACGACCUGCUGAUUUCCAUCGUUUUUGUAAUGUCGAUCGAAGAAAAGAUGUGUUGAAUUUAAUGAAUGACCAUGAAGCCUAUUCGAAUUAUAUGUAUGAAUGUAUUGAUGAUUUAUUAGAACUAACAUAUUAUAAAUCGUCGAAAAUAUUAUAA
This is a messenger RNA of Drosophila willistoni, 1336 nucleotides long. RefSeq lists its product as uncharacterized. The coding region runs from base 41 to 1336 and encodes 431 amino acids. Lineage: Eukaryota; Metazoa; Arthropoda; Insecta; Diptera; Drosophilidae. The record is from RefSeq and is a predicted model, not a curated record. The transcript has 3 exons.